This is a messenger RNA of Mercenaria mercenaria, 2516 nucleotides long. RefSeq lists its product as uncharacterized. The transcript has 4 exons. The coding region runs from base 344 to 1228 and encodes 294 amino acids. Lineage: Eukaryota; Metazoa; Mollusca; Bivalvia; Venerida; Veneridae. The record is from RefSeq and is a predicted model, not a curated record.
UUCUUUGACGACGUUAUUUUGUUUAAACAAUGGAAUUUAUAAAGUUAAUAUUCAACAUACCGAUUUUAAAAGAACGUCUUGUGAUAUAAAUUGGUGGAUUUCUGAGGACGUAUUUAUUGUGGUUUUCGGAGAAAAAGCAACAAAGCAACAACAAUAAUCAUUCUGAUUAUAUGUCAUCAAUGUGUUGAACGAUUUGGUAUUAUAUAGGACUCUCGGAUAUGCGUUUCGGUAAAUAAACCGUUACCCCACUGAAGGGGAAAAUGAAAAUGAAAACCUAGGGGUUUCAUUCAUAUUGAUUAUUGAGAGAAAAUUUACAGUUGCACAGUGUUUUCUGGAGUUGAAAAUGGCACGAAGUCCAAGACUAACAAGUUUUUUAGACUCCAGUGGCAGUUUUGUCGAAGAAAGGAGUAGAACGUUCGUGGUGCCCAGCAGAAGAACGGAAAGUGCCGAUGGCGCGUCGGAAGGAGACUUUGCAAGCGGCCAUGACAUGGAAACAUUAGUAUCCUUGGUAAAUAAUAAGUUUGAGAAACGGGAAAGACUUAUUAAGAAAGAUAUGAGAGAAGAAAUUGAAAGAAGACUCGAGAGAGAUAAAAGACAUCAUGAAGAAAUUAUAGCAACUUUAAGACGCGAUUUAUCUCAGUUAACUAAAAUAUCACAAGAGUGCGAUGGUCUAAAAGACUUACAGAAAGCAAUGCAGCAGGAGAUGAAUAGUCAGCAAGAAAAGAUCAUGUCACUAAGAGAAGAAAACGCACAUCUUAGGAUGGAAAAUGCUAAACUACAGGGAGUACAUUCUGAAGUUGAAGCAUUAAAAAUAGAAAAUGACUCCAUUCGGAGAGAGAAAGUGAAUUUGGAAAUGCGAUCGAUUAAACUGAAAUCGACGAUAGCAGAGAAAGAGCAGGAGAUUAUCAGUUUAAAAACUUUGAUAGACACGCAGUAUAAAAGGAUUAAACUUGAUCUAACAAACACUAGAGAUAGGUUCCACAGUGAUCAAGAAACCAUACAUACGGGGAUGAAACAACAAAACCUGGUGUUGGCGGAAAUUUCGGCAGCUGUGCAAACUAUUUCCACAGGGAUGGGAGGAAGGAAUGGCGCUAAAAGGGAUUUGCGUAGAUCUACUGGAGGAAAUAGUACAUCUCCAAAAACUAAAGCUUUUGUCGCCGGUGGCAAAGUCUCGUCCGAGACAACACUCAGUACACUACCAGGACAUACACCAAAGAAACGACAUUAAGUUUCUUUGUCGCAGUCGGAGUUUAAAGAUGUUUAAAAAAGAACAAAUUUCAUGCUGACUUUAGCUUGAACUUUACGUAAACUUACCUAAAAGAAAUUUAUUAAAACUAGUUUUUUUAAUAUAUGGAUGUGACGUGACCCUUGAAAUGGUCGAAAUUGUUUUAUGCGAUCUUGUUACGGUGUACCGUAACCACUAGAAUGAGGGAAAAGUCUUGUUACCGAUUUUGUGUUGUUUUAGGGGACAUAUUUUUCGCAGUAUAAAAGUAUUGGAUGCGAUGAAAAAAAACCUUGUUAUAGACUAGGGGGGAUAAAUUUCUCCCAUUUCAAGUGACAAUGUUUGCGGACAAUGAUACACGCAUUUUGCGGUUGCUCGAUCCACUUGCUUCGGAACGAAUCUGGCUGAAAUCCAUUGAUACAACGACUAUGUGACAAGAAGUUUCGGAGAUUUUUUCCACAGGAGUGGGAGAAAGAAAUGGCACUAAAAGGGAUGUGCGUAGAACUGCUGCAAGAAAUGGUACAUCUCCAAAAACUAAAGCUUUUGUCGCCGGUGGCUAACUCUCGUCCGAGUCAACACUCAGUACACUACCAGGACAUACACCAAAGAAACGUCAUUAAGUUUCUUUGUCGCAGUCGGAGUUUAAAAAAAAGAACAAAUUUCAUGCUGACUUUAGCUUGAACAUUACGUAAACUUAUCUAAAAGAAAUUUAUCAAAACUAUUUUUUUAAAUAUAUAUAGAUGUGACGUGACCUUUGAAAUGGUCGAACUUGUUUUAUGCGAUCUUGUUACGGUGUACCGUAACCACUAGAAUGUUACCAAUUUUUUGUUGUUUUAGAGGACAUACUUUUCGCAGUAUAAAAAUAUUGAAUGCGAUGAAAAAAAACUGUUAUAGACUAGGGGGGAAUAAAUUUCUCGCAUUUCAAGUGAUAAAGUUUGCUGACAAUGUUACACGCAUUUUGCGGUUGCUCGAUCCACUUGCUUCGGAACGAAUCUGGCUGAAAUCCAUUGAUACAAAGAUUGUGUGCCAGUAACUUUCGGAAAGUUUCAAAGACAAAACAAAAUGUAAAUGGGCUGUACUGUGUGGAGUGCCCAUAAGCAAACAGUUGUACCGGUUCAUAACUAUCAAUUUCCAUACUGUUUAAUCUCCUAAAUAAAGUGUUCCAUUGAAACAAUACAUUAGCGAUUGAAUAGUGUGAGGAAAGCUAAAAGAAUGGCUCCCUUUAUUAUAGGAAACUUCAGAAUAUACGUUUAAUACACUUGUUAAUUUGUCAAUAAAGUACUAUAGAAUUUCA